UCACGAAAACGUCAAACUGCAUUUUUCUCGAAUGUCAGAUUUUUCACCCAAUUUCAGUCGACGGUGUAAAAAAACAGUGUUUUGUGCAUUUUACUACAGUUUUUCAACUUGAAACCGUAUAACAAACCGUAACUAUGGCCGACGAAGGCAAUGAAGAUAGUUGGCUUUACGGGAAUACGAAUCGAGAAGGAAAGGAUGAAAGCACGACAGAAGCCGAGAAAGACGCCGCCACAGGUGAGGAAGUAUCCCACCCAGAAAACGGGGAACAAAGUUCUACCAAGCGCGCCCGUGGCAGCUUCUCGGAUGAAGACAAUCACCAUCAACAUGAUGACAAUGCUAUGGAUUCGAGUGACCUGCAGGCCAGAAACGAUUCCACGGCUCCACGAGAAGACGAAUUUCAAGCUGAAGAGGAUUCUCGACUUCAUGAAGAGGAAAGUCACGAGCCGGCAGAGCGACUUGUGCGAAGCGAUGGUGAAAUGGAAACUGAUGAUAGCGACGAGGAUGAUGAUAUUAACGUCGUGAUCGGCGAUAUUAAGUCCGGUCCAAGUUACAACAUCAUAAAGCAAAGAGGACCGAUAGUACAACCACAGGCAGUUCAAGCUGCACCAGGACCGGACAAAGCGAAACAACCAGCCGGAAAGUUUAGUAUCGAUGAAUUUGAGAGUGUUGGAACGAUUAAUGGUGUUGCGGCGCAUGAGUUUAGCAUUGACUCGCUGGAUGAAAAACCGUGGCGUAAACCGGGUGCCGAUAUUACAGAUUACUUCAACUAUGGGUUUAACGAAGAGACUUGGCGAGCUUACUGUGAGAGGCAGAAGCGUAUGCGAAUGCAUGAAAGCGGUGUCGGUCUGCAAGGAUUGACUGUCAAUAAUCCGCAGGCGGCUCAAGCACAACCACACUGGAGAUCUGGUCCUCCGCCUCCUAGGAAAAUGAAUAACGGUAUUGAUGUAAUCGGUGGAAUGAAUAUGCACCCCAGACAGGAGGGUGACAUGAUGGGACCUCGUCAUCCUAAAGAAAAUGUCAUUCAAGUGAUGACCGCUGAUCGACGUGAAUAUAGUCGAACUUCCAAUAAAUACGAUCCGUCGAUGGGCCCACCGCCAUUCGGGGCACCACCAGAUUUCUAUCAUAACGAGCCUGAUUAUGGUGAUUACGGAUACGAACCGACACAGGAGUCACAAUGGAAUCAGGAAAGCUCCUGGCAACCUCAUGGUAUCAAGACACUCACACCUGGGCCACCGCCUCCGCACAUGAUGCCCCCUGGAAUGGUGAUGCCACCUCAUAUGGAGAUGAUGCCACCCCCAAUGCAACCGGGAAUGGGUAUGGGACCUCCUGGAAUGGGUCCGCCGGGAAUGCGUAGUCACGAACGCGACGUUCGAGGUGAUCGAGAACGAGACAGAGAACGCGAACGUGAGCAUCAUGGUAAAAUUCGUGAACGCGAACGUGAACGGGAUCAUCGUCGCGAACGCGACCGUGAAAGAGAGCGAGAGCCGGUUACCAUUAAGACAGAAAUUAUGGAAAUGGAUCGUCCACGAUCGGAGAAACCAGAACGCGAUAUCGAAAAAGAAAAGGAUAAGCGAUCCUCCAAAUCAGAUCGUCACAAGGAACGAUACCGGGAACGGUCUCGCAGUCGUGAAAAAUCCAAGUCACGAAGAAGGUCCCGCAGUCGCGAACGAGAGCGCGAACGACACAGUAGCCGGUCGGAGAAAAAGAAAUCGCACCGCAUGGAUAAGGAGGAAAGCGAAUAGUAAUAUAUGCUUACUGUGGAAACCUGUUUAUGUCAUCAUUCUGAAAUUAAAGCAAAAAAACAAGUCUUAAUUGGGUGCA
Messenger RNA from Wyeomyia smithii (pitcher-plant mosquito), 1821 nucleotides. It is a transcript of the gene Fip1, whose product is annotated as pre-mRNA 3'-end-processing factor FIP1. The transcript is spliced from 3 exons. Gene Ontology annotation, molecular function: RNA binding. Gene Ontology annotation, cellular component: mRNA cleavage and polyadenylation specificity factor complex. The record is from RefSeq and is a predicted model, not a curated record. Bases 135 to 1742 code for a protein of 535 amino acids. Lineage: Eukaryota; Metazoa; Arthropoda; Insecta; Diptera; Culicidae.